AUGGCGCAAGCCAAGUUGACCUUCAUCACAGAGCUGGCACAUCCGAUGAGAAACGUCCGCUUGACGGAUCUCGGGCUUCGGAUGAUUCUGACGAGCCUGUCAAGAAUACUAAGGAUACGCCGGGUUCCCCCACUGUGGAUCGUCGAAAAGGUCAACAUGUUUUCGAGGGAGAUACGCUGGGACUUUUCUGGCAAUACUGUGCACUACCCUGAUGAACUUGGGCAUAAACAUCCCGCUCACCCGAAUUCAAUUGAUGCCACCGGGCAGAGAAGGGUCUUUUCUGGAGGAAGACAGAGCAUUGUCAAUACCGAGGACGAGGCAUCUGAUGAGGAUGAGACGUACGAUUGGAGUGAUGAGGAUGAUUUGGUCGAUGAGGAAGCAAGGUUCGAGGAGAAGCUUGGUGUUAAAUCCCCUAAGAAAAAGAAGUGGGGUCCGAAACGGAUCGCCACCUUCUUUUUCUCCACUCUUAUUGGGUCCACAAUUCUUGUGGGCGUUCUCGCGGCUGUCCCCAUUUUCGUUCAUUUCUACUGGUACAAACCACACCCUACGCCACGUCGCCGUUGGGUCUCAAAUAACAUUUCCGCUUGGUUCUAUUGGGCUGCCGCCAAUUUGCUCAUUUCUUGGUAUCUCGCUGCGAUCGUGAACAUUGUGCCACAUGUUAUGACUUGGAUCGUCCAUAUCUCCUGGGGAACCGUUACGGAAAGGUUCAAGAGCAAUAUGGCCAUGUAUGAUGCAUUCAAAGGUCAUAUCAAACCUAUUCUUUAUGCGGCAAGUGGCUGGGUGUCUUGGUCGAUUAUAUUUUCUGGCAUCUUUCAUUUAUACGAUUCCAAGGGUGGAUCCUCUAGUCAGGCAGCGUACACUGAUAGGCUUCACCAAGUUGUUGUACUUAUCUUCUUCAUUGUUCUAUUAUUCUCCAUAGAGAAGAUCAUUCUUCAAAUGAUCGGAUUCACAUUCCAUCGUGUCGCCUUCGAGGACCGCAUCCAGGAAGUAAAUAAGGCUACCAACGUGCUGGAUCACCUCAAGGACUACAAGCCCACACACAAAAAUCGGCAGUCGGGUUUCAAUUUUGGCCGAGUCAUCUUUCCACCACUCCGCGCUCCCCAAAGUCGGCCUUUGACUCCUAUUGAGAGUCAAACUGAAGAUCCCCAAGCUUUAGAAGCUGGAUUUGCUGCUGAUAAUGAUGAGAUUCCCGCAAGUGCGAAAAAAUAUCGGAAAAAGCAGCGAUCGAGUAAGAGCUGGUUUGGCGGGGGUAAACGAGUCCCUACCUCGGAUCCGACGAACGACGCUUUCACCGCGGAGAUGACACCCAUAUCUUCGGGUCGGGAUGGGGUUAGUAAUAUAUCAUCAGCUGAUGUCACGAGGGGGAGUUUUCAAGGGGAAAGAUCUAGAUCAAAUUCCCCGUCACCUCGUUUUGCGUUGGGGUCCGGAAGUCAAACUCACACCUACCCUCCUAAUAACAAUGAUUCUAAUCGUCGUGUGGGGGGUGGUGAGACGGAGGUGACGGAUGAUGAAGGUUUUGGAGCUGUCGCCACUACUGCUGCGAGAGUGUUGAAGACUGCUGUGUUGCACGAUGCGAGGAAUAUCAAGGGAAAGGACAUCACGGCCGCUGAUCUGGGCUUCGCGAUCAGCAGCCCUCAUGAAGCGAAGAAACUGGCGCGUAAUCUUUAUUUUGCUUUCCGAGGGGACCACAGACGUCGUCAUCUCAUUCCAUCGGAUUUUUAUCCUGCCUAUGGUACACAUGAGGCAGCGAAGGAGGCUUUCAAGAUUUUUGACAAAGAUGGGAAUGGAGAUAUCACUCGAGCGGAGAUCAAGACGACCAUCUUGAAGAUUUACAAAGAACGUCGGUUCUUGGCUAGAAGUUUGAGGGAUGUGGAUCAUGCGCUGUCGUCGUUGGAUAUAAUCAUGAUGGUGUUCUUUACGAUGGUUCUUUUCUUUAUCUCGCUCUCUGUUUUCAGUGUCUCCAUUGGAAAAUCCCUGGCUUCGAUCUAUACUCUCGGUCUUGCUGCCUCCUUUGUUUUCAAAAAUUCUGCGUCGAAUGCUUUUGAUGCAGUUAUCUUCCUUUUCGUCACCCAUCCGUUUGAUACCGGUGACAGAUGCUUCAUUGAUGAGGAGAAUUUAGUUGUUAAGAAGAUGGGUCUGUUCGCGACGACUUUUACACGCGCGGAUGGGACACAGGUUUAUUACUUCAACUCGCAACUCUUCGUCAAGUUCAUUUCCAACGUGCGCCGUAGCGAGAAAAUGUUUGAGAAUUUGAGGAUCCAGGUCAAUUGGCGGACGCCUCUCGAAAAACUCGAUCAACUCGAUAAAUGUAUUAAUCAUUGGAUCGAAACUGAUGAUAAUCGCUGGUUCGGAGGGGGCACUAAUUGUACAUUGCAACGUAUCGACAAUCAGAGGAGUCUCGAAAUUACUAUGGGUAUCCCCCACAACAGUAACUGGCAAGAUUGGGGGGCUUAUUUGAAUCGCAAGACUGUCUUUCACGCUGCCGUCAACCACUACUGCCGCGAACUGGGUAUUACUUGGGUCAACUCGCCGCAGCCCGUCCUACUUGUGAAUCCGGACGAGAAGAUGGCCCCUCGUCCGUCUGCGUAUGAUGAAGGUAAUGUUACCAUUAACGAAGCGGAACCUCCGUCUCCAGAAGUCAGAGAGAUACCUGUUUCACCCAAGUUGCCUCCGGCACCCAAGCCCGCGCUCUUCUUUAAACCUCCAGCGGAGGAGUACGCUGCUGGUAUGCGUCUCAGAAAGUCUAGGAAGAAUGCGGCACGGGCCAACCACGACUUUUAG
This is a messenger RNA of Cantharellus anzutake, 2781 nucleotides long. RefSeq lists its product as uncharacterized. Gene Ontology annotation, molecular function: calcium channel activity; calcium ion binding. The coding region runs from base 1 to 2781 and encodes 926 amino acids. The record is from RefSeq and is a predicted model, not a curated record. Gene Ontology annotation, biological process: calcium ion transmembrane transport; intracellular calcium ion homeostasis. Lineage: Eukaryota; Fungi; Basidiomycota; Agaricomycetes; Cantharellales; Hydnaceae. The transcript has 13 exons. Gene Ontology annotation, cellular component: membrane.